Molecule: messenger RNA, 1860 nt
Organism: Ipomoea nil (Japanese morning glory)
Lineage: Eukaryota; Viridiplantae; Streptophyta; Magnoliopsida; Solanales; Convolvulaceae
Product: probable WRKY transcription factor 32
Exons: 5
Coding region: 87-1589 (500 amino acids)
Biological process (GO): regulation of DNA-templated transcription
Molecular function (GO): DNA-binding transcription factor activity; sequence-specific DNA binding
Source: RefSeq, a predicted model, not a curated record
ACAGAACUAUUCGAAAUACCUUUACCUUCUCUCUCUCUCUAUUCUCUGCACGCAGAAAGUGCAUUGUUGGGGCUCGGGAAUCCGCCAUGGAUGACACCGGAGAAGCGUCUAAGCCAUCUCUGCAGCUCCAAAAUACAUGCGCCGACAGCGGCGGCGGAGUUGGCGGUGGUGAUGAGCCUAGUGGAGCGACGACUGGAACUGAGACUUCAGAAGAAGCUGAAGUGGGAGGUUCUGACUCCGAAGAAACCCUAGAUACGGUGGACUCGCCUUCCAUACAGUUGAAUAAGAGUGCUAGCCGACCGGAUUCCCUUGCUUCCUCCUCCUCGCACGUGCUCUCUGAAGUUCCAAUCGAGUAUAGCUUGCACCCGACCGAAUUCCUGAAGGAAAUCAAGGAUGAGGUUGGCAUUUCUAACCAGAAAGCUUCAACUGUUCAAGCUCAAAGGCGGAACCAACUGCAGUCUGCUGAUGAUCCAUCUGUGUUGGAAUUAUCUCCAACUUCUGUUACACAGUCCAUUUCAUCCAUUCCCAGCCCAACUCCAGGAGAGCGAAGAUUGUCUCCAUUAGAGAACAGAAAUGGCGCAUGCAUCCAAGAAGUAGAUAACCAGAAUUCUUCCAACUCCAAAGCGUUAUCUCUUGUUCCUGUCUUAAAGAUACAAGCACCUGAUGGGUACAAUUGGCGGAAAUAUGGUCAAAAGCAAGUGAAGAGUCCUCAAGGUUCUCGGAGCUAUUACAGAUGCACAUAUUCUGACUGCUGUGCAAAAAAGAUUGAGUGUUCUGAUCACACUAACCGUGUUACAGAGAUUGUUUAUAGAAGUCCUCACAAUCAUGAGCCACCCCGAAAAGUAAAUACCCCUAAAGUAAACACCCCUAAAGUAAACAAGCUUGCAAUCUCAUCUAUGCCUCGUAGUCAGGAUAGCAAAGUAGCUCGCCUAAAUAGUAAUGCUGAUGAGACAGUGCCGUCCACUUCAAAGAAACAUGUUAAAGAAACAACACCAAUAUCGGAGACAAAGCAGCGGGAUUCCUCUGGAUUGGAUGACAAUGCUGAAACUAAUGUUAAAGGGGAGGAUUGUGAUGAACCUACACAGAAGAAAAGAUUGAAGAAAUGUUCCUCAAGUCCUGAGUCUCUUCCUAAACCUGGCAAGAAAGCAAAAUUGGUUGUUCACGCUGGUGGUGAUGUGGGAAUCUCAAGUGAUGGCUAUAGGUGGCGCAAGUAUGGACAAAAAAUGGUGAAGGGUAAUCCCCAUCCCAGGAACUAUUAUCGGUGCACUUCGGCUGGAUGUCCUGUUCGGAAGCACAUUGAGAGGGCUGUAGACAACACGACUGCUGUCAUUAUAACCUAUAAGGGGGUUCAUGAUCAUGGCAUGCCAGUACCUAAGAAACGUUAUGGCCAACCUAGUGCUCCCCUAGUUGCUGCGACAGCCUCCGCUUCCAUGACUGAUUCGCAGACUAAGAAAUCUGAACCAACCACCCAGUGGUCAGUAGACAAAGAGGGUGCAUUAACAGGCGAGACAUUGGAGCAUGAAGGGGAGAAAACCGUGGAAUCAGCUAAAACUCUAUUGAGUAUUGGAUUUGAAAUCAAGCCUUGUUGAAACCCCCCUUUUCGACUUUGAUCUUGUUUCUUAUUAUUUCUCCUAGAGCUGCGGUUUUUUUUUUUUUUUUUUCAGUAGUGUGUAUCUUUUUCCCCAUGUUCUGUAUCUUUGCAUUCGAAAUCUGUAGGCUUGAACAUAUUGAUAGCCGUGGGGCAGUGUAUAAAUGAUUGUACUCAUCUUCUCUGUAAAUUGCUAUGUAUCAAAUGAAUUCAAAUAGAACAGAUCAAGGAUCAGCCACACCUGCUGAUUCUGCUCCCCUCCACUUUCUUAA